CCCGUAGGAAAGGAACGAAAGUAAGGAAGGCGAGGUGGAGCAAUACUAGGAGAGCCAAGACUAUCACUACUGCCGAGUCUCGCCACCACCACCACAGCUAUCGCUCGCCACGCUCUCAGGGGAACGCUUUCCUCCCCCUCGAUGGAUCAAGUAUUUCGCCUGAUGCGCCUCGAUCUUAGUUAGGAGUGCACUCGCAUGUGCGCUGCGGAUUUUGGUUGGGAGCUGAGGUUGGAAGGGAGGGAGUAGUUAUGUGACAAGAGCGGGACGAGUGGCGAGUACUGGUUAAUUUGAAUAUUUCCGAGUGGGAGUGGCGGAAGGUUGUGAUAGGGAAAGAGGGGGUUAGGCGGGUGAGUGGGGAAAAGACCUAACGGAGGCGCGAGGGAAGGGAGUGGGAGUGGGAGUGAUGUGAUGCGGAGGAAAGGCAGAGGGGAGGUAUUGAACGUGCAGUUGACGUGGGAGGAGAGGUGGAGAGAGGUAUUUGGUAGCGUUGACGUCUAUGUGCCGCAUUGUUGCGUGGGGAGAACGGUGGCGGUAGAGGUAGCUCACGGAGUCCCAGAAUGCCGCUGUUCAAGCGGAAGCCGUAUGUUCUCAGAAAACCGCCCAAAGAUCUUCUGCGUGAUGAGGACGUGUUUCAAGUGCGAUUUACCAAGGAGGUUUUUCGGGAUUAUAAAGAGUAUUUGAGCUGCAUGAAGUUGUAUCGGCGGAGGGUAUGGACUUGCAAAGUCUCAGGAAAGUCCAACUUAACUUACGAGGAAGCGUUGGUCUCUGAACGCAAAGCUACAGAGAAAGUACAACAGUUUCCGAAGGAAUUUAUGGGGCCCGUUUUACGCAUGGUUCAAUCCAGUGCUUUGCGCAUUGAUGAGCUGGUGGAUGGAAUCUACAAAGUUUUUAAGGAAAGAUUUGUUCCAGGAGAGGAGGUCAUAGGGGUACGAGACGAACUUCUAGGAGCGUGUCGGAUCUUAAAAGUUUUUGAUCAAGGAGAAGAUGAAAGCCCUUUGUAUGAGGUUGCUUGGUUGGACGAAGACGGGAAGAAAACGGGUACCUCUCAGACAGUGGCGGAGAAUUUGCGGCGCAAAAAGCAACCAUUCUCGCGAGUUCUACUUAAAGCAUUCAUUAGAGAGUCAGCUUCUUCAGGCCCCUCCCGGAACUCUGCCCGGUUUGUGCAUGAUAAACUUGCCCGAAAGUUCAAAAUACCUAUCCCGGUUACUGAACGACCUAAAGUUGCUGCUGAGAAGGAUUCAAACCGAGGUUCAUCAUCCAAGAAAGUCGAAGCAAGGGUGGAAGCUGCGGAAUUACCGAAUGGAUUACAAGGGGUUAGGAAGAGAAAGAGAAGCGAGGCGGGCAGCGUCAGAAAAAAGAGUGAUGUCAAAAGACAACACGUGGAAAGAGUGAUACCACAGCCCAUUCGCUACCCGAUUGAGGAUACUCAAGUUAAGCCGGCAGCAAGUGAUCCUCCUCUGUCUGACCGGCCAGUUCCAGCAACUGACUUCCUUGUUCCUGUGGAAUGCACUGGCAACAUGUUGAUGGUUUGGGACUUUUGUUGCUUGUUCGGCAAGGCUCUCCUUCUCUCUCCCUUUUCAUUAGAGGACUUUGAAAAGUCACUUGACUACAGGGAAGGCGAGGCUCCAUUAUUGUUGGAAAUGGUUCAUGCUUUGCUCCGAGCAGCUUUGACCGAUCCUGCUCUGAGGGACGAGUUUCUGCAUAAGAGGAAGAAACGAAUAGAGGUCACAAUGGCCAAUUGGAAAGAUGACCUCUGUGAUUUCUUGGAGCUGCCCAGCCAGCAAGACGAACCCAGUAGUGUAAUUUCCAUGAUUCGGCAGGGGUAUUUCAAGCAAGUAAAGGUUUCCGAGAAGGUGAAUAUCUUGCAGACAUUAGUUAACAAUUGCCUCAAUUCUUCCAUCAGAACUCAGAUCGAUGAGAACAUUGCGGAGUAUCAAGUUCUUAUUAAUCAAAAGAGGGAGAUUGAGGCGGAAGAAGUUAGGCGAAGAAAGGAAGAAAAGGAACUUGUCAAGCAGCAGCGGACAGAACAAGCAAACGGCAUAGGUGUUGGAGACGGUGAACGAGGGGAGAGUUUAGAGAAUGGGGAGAUAGAGGAUGAUGAAGAUGAGGAUGCCGAGGAGGUGACAAAAGAUAAUCACCCGACAGGUUGGAAGGUGAAAGGCAAGCGAAACUCAUUUGGGAACCAUUCACCAGUCAACAACGGGUUUUCAGGGAAAACAGAAGCUAAACAACCUGUAUCAGUUAGUCGUUCUAGGCAAGACCAACUCAAGAGAAAGGUAGAGAAGAAACUUGCCGAAGAGAAGGAGAAGGAAAGACAGAGAAUUGAGGAGCAAGUUAAGUUGCAGGAGAAGAGGAAAGAGCAGGCUGAGGCCUUGGCGGAGCGCAAAUUGCAAGAGCAGAAAGUGUCUGAAAGACAGAAGAAGCUUGAACAGUUGGAGCGAGAGAUGGAUAAACUAUAUGUUCUUACAAUGCCACUUGGGAAGGAUCGCUUUCACAAUCGUUUCUGGUUCUUCAAUAGAGAGGGUCGACUUUUUGUGGAAAGCGAAGAUUCCUCACGCUGGGGUUACUACGCUGCAAAAGAGGAGCUUGAUGCGUUGAUAAAUUCCUUGAAUAUCAAAGGAAUAAGGGAGAAGGCACUGCACAGGCAGUUGGAAAAAUAUCAAGUCAAAAUUAGUUGUGCGUUACAAAAGAGAUCCAAGGAGCUGGCACAAAGGUAUGCAGUUGAAGAAGCUUCUGUGAGACGUUCAGAGCGAGUCCGCACAGCUCCACGGCUUACUGGGUUCCUGGCUUACGUGAACAAGUUGAGGCCUUCGUAAGCAAUUUAAAUUCUAUGUUAGAAUGAUACGAGGGAAGUAAUUGACAGCGUCAGCUCAAUGACCUCUGCGACAGGACAACCUAUUGCACGAUUACCUUAAUCAACAUUGAAUCCUGUACACUACCAGUGUACAGUACCUCGCACGCAGGAGUCUUCGCUUGCUGCAAUGCAGUCUCGUUGAAAGAUUAUGCCUAACGCAAUUCAGAAAAUUCAGUGACAAUGUAAGUAGGAGUUGGUCAUACUGGGUUACUACUGUACCGACUAAUUAGGGGUCACUUCAUAUCAAGAUCUACUUAGAUUCUGCAAAUUCAACUGUUGAUUUUGUAUUUUCAAGGGUUUAGAAUAGUUCGACUUUACUUUAGCAGGAAACUCCAGGCGUAAUUCAAGCACUUACAGGCCCGAGUUAAGAGUUCUCGCAUUAAAGACACCCCAUUCAAUUUUGCUGGGUCUUGGCAAAGGAUUUGAAACACAAUUCUGUGUGCUACAUCUCCAAUUAUAUUACACAUUUGAUCACAUUUUGAAAA
Messenger RNA from Physcomitrium patens, 3339 nucleotides. RefSeq lists its product as uncharacterized. Lineage: Eukaryota; Viridiplantae; Streptophyta; Bryopsida; Funariales; Funariaceae. The record is from RefSeq and is a predicted model, not a curated record.